Messenger RNA from Ceraceosorus guamensis, 1710 nucleotides. RefSeq names its product DUF1295-domain-containing protein. Bases 424 to 1482 code for a protein of 352 amino acids. Gene Ontology annotation, biological process: lipid metabolic process. The record is from RefSeq and is a predicted model, not a curated record. NCBI's taxonomy places the organism in Eukaryota, Fungi, Basidiomycota, Exobasidiomycetes, Ceraceosorales, Ceraceosoraceae. The transcript has 2 exons. Gene Ontology annotation, cellular component: membrane. Gene Ontology annotation, molecular function: oxidoreductase activity, acting on the CH-CH group of donors.
CGUGACUCACGAAUCUGACUGGAUAGAUGAUCUUGAAGCAAAACUCACACUCCGUGACUUGAUCAUCGCGAGCCGCGCGCGGGUCAACAGCCAGCCAACAGGCUGAAAUUCGAAUUUCCUGACUCAUCUGGCCCGUCAUGCAAGCAGCAGCAGCAUCAGUCAGCCUUCUCCUCGCCAUGCCGCGGCUGUGACAGCACCCUGCAGCUUUCUCCACUCGUGACUGCUUCCUCCACCACAUGACAAGCGCGCCUCCGACGGAACUGGCCUUACCCAAGCACUCGCGCCUGCUCCGCUGCUCCACUACAUAUACACCGCACCUUUUCUCUCUUGUCUACACCCUCCCCCCCCUUCACCUUCAUCAAGUGCAUAGACACUAGCCCUCCCACUCUCACCAAGGAGCACGUCACAGCUUGCCCCGCCAAAAUGUUCGUAGCGGCAUUGGAUCCAUACUAUCUGGGCGUCACUGCCAUCAUCACAGUGGGCUGGCAAGCCGUAGGCUUCGCCAUCGCCUACGGACUCCAAAUCGACACCAUCACCGAUUUCUGGAGCGCCAUCAACUUUUUCGCUCUAGCGCUCAUCACCCUGCUAUUCGGCGAUUCCUUUUUCGCGCGCAACAUCAUCUCCAGCAUCUUUGUGAUGCUGUGGGCCGUGCGACUAGGAGCUUGGCAAUUGUUCCGCAUGAUCAAGAUGGGCGGCGAUACGAGGUUCGACGAGAUGAGGUCCAAACCUUUGAAAUUUGCACAAUUUUGGAUCGCUCAGGCUCUUUGGGUUUGGACUGUCAGCACGCCAGUCGUGGUGCUCAAUAGUCCGGCUGUCAGCAGAGCGCUGGAUGGCUAUGGAGGUAGCUCGUACCCCUUUGGAACGGCAAAGGAUAUCAUCGGCAUCAUCUUUUGGGUACUCGGUUUUGCGUGCGAAGCCUUUGCCGAUCUGCAAAAAUACACGUUCAAGCAGUCCAAACCGCCUCGCGGAGCCAUUACGGACAAGGGCGUAUGGCACUACAGUCGACGACCCAACUAUUUCGGCGAGAUUCUCUUGUGGCUAGGAAUCUAUCUGCUCGUCAUCUCUCCUGCCUCUUCCCCCACCAUCUCCCGCAGAGGUCACGAUGCGCUGCUAGCAACAGUCAUCAGUCCCCUCUUUACCUUUUUGCUCCUCAUGUUCCUCUCCGGCUUGCCGCUCAGCGAAAAACCAUCGCAAGAAAAGUCCUUUUUGAAAUCUCACGGGCACGCUUCCAGGGAUAGGGAUGAGGAGCCCUUGCCACCUUUUAGACAGCAGACGCAGGGAGAUCAUUGGGAGAGGUACAAGGCUUUCAGGAGCAGGACUUCCUUGUUGAUUCCCAUUCCUCCAGCCAUCUAUCAACCUCUACCCGUCUGGAUCAAGAGCACAAUCCUGUGCGAUUGGCCCAUGUACAAUUUCGACGAGAAGAGGGAUGGUCCGAAAGCUUUGCAGGCUGAUGAGAAGAAGCAGCAGGACCAGAGCGCUUAAUCAGCUUUUGCUUCGGCGCGCUACGAUACCCAAUUCCCCCCUCCCACGCUAGGCUUUUUCUCAUCAGCUUCACUCUUAUCGCCCCCCGAAUACGCAAUCGUAGUGGGUCCGUCCGACCGCAUCGUGACAGCUCCUUUGCCUACACGAAACCUGAUAGCAUACAUGUCCGCACUUGACUGUACAUUCUACAUCGCUCACGAAAUCAAUUCUUCGCUAGAAAUCAGAGUC